Molecule: messenger RNA, 986 nt
Organism: Pongo pygmaeus (Bornean orangutan)
Lineage: Eukaryota; Metazoa; Chordata; Mammalia; Primates; Hominidae
Gene: CITED1
Product: Cbp/p300 interacting transactivator with ED-rich tail 1
Exons: 4
Coding region: 242-901 (219 amino acids)
Biological process (GO): melanocyte differentiation; regulation of DNA-templated transcription
Cellular component (GO): nucleus
Molecular function (GO): transcription coactivator activity
Source: RefSeq, a predicted model, not a curated record
AGAAGGGGCACCGCCGAGCUACCGAGAGGAAGCUCGCUCUGCCCGGCUGCCCUCUUGUAGUCCGCCGGCGAGGGGCAGUUCCCGGUGAGGAGGAAGGGAGCAGCGGACGGCACAGCACCCGCGCGGGCCCUCCUUUUCAGGUGGCGAAACUGACUGGUCUGGUUAGAGCGCGUCCAAGCCAAGCCGCAGUGCUGUUUGGAUUUUUAAAUUUCUCCUUCUGAGUGAGAAAAUAGCAAUCGAGAUGGAACCAUCCGCACAACAGCUCCAGCUGGCAGCAUCGCUUCCCGCCAAUUUAUCCAACUUCUGCCAAGGCUCUGAAAUGCCAACAACGUCGAGGCCUGCACUUGAUGUCAAGGGUGGCACCUCACCUGCGAAGGAGGAUGCCAACCAAGAGAUGAGCUCCGUGGCCUACUCCAACCUUGCGGUGAAAGAUCGCAAAGCAGUGGCCAUUCUGCACUACCCUGGGGUAGCCUCAAAUGGAACCAAGGCCAGUGGGGCUCCCACUAGUUCCUCGGGAUCUCCAAUAGGCUCUCCUACCACCACCCCUCCCACUAAACCCCCAUCCUUCAACCUGCACCCCGCCCCUCACUUGCUGGCUAGUAUGCAGCUGCAGAAACUUAAUAGCCAGUAUCAGGGGAUGGCUGCUGCCACUCCGGGCCAACCCGGGGAGGCAGGGCCCCUGCAAAACUGGGACUUUGGGGCCCAGGUGGGAGGGGCAGAAUCACUCUCUCCUUCUGCUGGUGCCCAGAGCCCUGCUAUCAUCGAUUCGGACCCAGUGGAUGAGGAAGUGCUGAUGUCGCUGGUGGUGGAACUGGGGUUGGACCGAGCCAAUGAGCUUCCGGAGCUGUGGCUGGGGCAGAAUGAGUUUGACUUCACUGCGGACUUUCCAUCUAGCUGCUAAUGCCAAGUGUCCCUAAAGAUGGAGGAAUAAAGCCACCAAUUCUGUUGUAAAUAAAAAUAAAGUUACUUACAAAGAGAUGGGCCAA